AUGGACGCGAGUAAUCAGAAGGCUAUUGUCGCCGAAUGGAACGGAUGGAUGGCCACUUUUCUAGGUAGCAAACACAGGGUUCUUGUUGGCUUGGCUCGAAAGCAACACAAGCUAGCACAGGCCGUUUCAAAAUGCUUGCUCAACAAGGUGCUGGUUGGUCGGAAAUUGGACAUGAUGGAAACAAGCAAGGCUCAAUUGCGUGAUAAUGAGACUGAAAUGACUCACAUGCUGAGGAAUGCAGGAGAGUCGUCCUCGGCACCUUUGUCGUUAUCGUUAAACCGGAAGAGGAAGCGACCGAUGCAGAGACGAGGACAGCCUUCUGUCCCCAUGGAUGAACAAGACGCAACUUCUCCCACUGCAGACAAGGCAUCACCGUCGCAUCUUACUGCGAAUGAGGAUGCUCAAGCCCCCACUUUGUGGGAUCCUCCUGAACCAGCAGCAACAGCUGCGUCGACAUCGGGUCAAGUGACACCAUUGCCGGUAGUCUCGUCUUCUUCCUCAACAGCAGUAACGAUUGCGUCGACGUUGGGUCCAGCAACAACACCACCUGAAGUUUCAUCAUCUUCCUCAACAGAAGCAGCAGAAGAGCAUGUCAAUGUCAUUGACGAAAAUGAGCGGGCGGAGCUAUUGGCUCAUAUCGAACAAGCCUCGCAUGCUAUUUUGGAAAAUCGAUGGCAUUUGCGUGGCGUGUUCUUUACCAAAAGACUUGCGUGGGAGCUCUGGGCUAUCAUAGGGAUAUUCGCACCUUUUCUCCCCACGGAAAGAAUGAUUGCGACUAUAGGAAGAACCAUGCUGGAAGAACUUAUCGUUCCUAUGAUCUUGCCUGACCUGGUUCUUGAUGACACGGCGAUCUUGACAGCUGUGCGCCUUUGGAUAAACUACAGGCAGGAAGAAGCCAGCGAAGCACUACGCGAAUUGGACAGGCAAACACGGAAUAUGAUUGAAACAUUGUUUGAGCGGUUGCCUAUGAAGCAGGACAGGUCCAUCUCUGAAUCGACAUUUGUAGUGAACUACGUAUCACCUGUUCUUCAUGAGACUCUGAAACUGGACCCUCGAAUUUACUCUGUUCACUUCCCGAAUACCUGCUCCGAAGUACAAAAACAUCAAGGUCUAAAGCCCGAUAGACCUGACAUUGUUGUCAAAGCGCGAAACCGUGAGAUUCUGUACGGAGAGGUCACCGUGGGAGCGAGAGGUAUGUACCUCUUGCAGGAAGUCGGAUCGUUCGUGAUUCCCACCAUGGUCUCAAUGAUUCCUGCACUCCUUGCCACCCUCCCGACGCUUCUUGUUGCUCAGAAUGGCUCGGCCGAUAAGUAUACGACCCAUGGCAAGGACGCCAACGAGGAUGAGAGUCAUUGGCCCACAACCCAUCUCACUAAGCACGUGCGCUAUUCACCGGAGCAUUAUCAUCAGUAUCUAUGUCAUCCUCUGGGUUAUCAAGACUCUGUGAAACACCGUCUCGAGGAUCUCACAGCUCGUGCACAAUAUCUGCUUCAAAGGAGUAUCGACGGCCGCAGACAAUGUUCACUCCAGAAUUGGCAAAGGCAUUACGGUCAUCAUCCUCAGCAUUAA
This is a messenger RNA of Gamsiella multidivaricata, 1569 nucleotides long. RefSeq lists its product as uncharacterized. The record is from RefSeq and is a predicted model, not a curated record. NCBI's taxonomy places the organism in Eukaryota, Fungi, Mortierellomycota, Mortierellomycetes, Mortierellales, Mortierellaceae. Bases 1 to 1569 code for a protein of 522 amino acids. The transcript has 11 exons.